GUCCGUGCACAGCAAAGCGCGCCAAGCUAGGGUAGCGCGCUUACUACGCAGUGAUGUUUGUAACGUUAAUGUAAAAACUGAUGUAUGUGUAAACAUGGUGAAAGAAGAGGACGCUAUACGAAAGUUUGUUGUGCGAGAGCUCACCCAUUGCUCGGACCUAAGUUCAUUGACUUUAGGUGUUCUACGAAAGCGAUACCUCGAGCAAGUUGGGAGAGAGUCACUCAGCAUCAAGGAUAGACAAUUGAUGAAGACAAUUGUUGAGGAGGAACUCUUGAAAAUGCAGGACAGCAGCGAUGACGAACCUCUUGUUAAACUUGUGGAGAGAAAAAGAAAAAGGGUGAGUGAUGAUGGCGAUGAUGGGGACGAAGGCUUAAAGAAAGAAAUGAUGGAAAGGACAAAGAGAUCACGGCAUGAGGAGUCUUCUCCAGAUUCCCCUGACUCUGGAAUAGUAAAGGCUAUAAAUGAUGAAGACCAGAAAGAUGAAGAAGCUGGAAGUGACAAAAACACAGAUGAAGACAGCGAGGAGGAAAAGGAGAAUGCUGGGAAAAAAGUCAAGCAGCAAAAACAGAACAUGAAAGGCGGCGAGAAAACCAAAGGGCGAGAAGUGCGGUCAAAGAAAGAUGACAGUAAGAUAAAAAAGACUCAAAAGAAACGAGGGAAAAUGCUAGAAAGUGAGGAGGAGGAAGAACUGAAGGAUUCGGAUAAAGAUGAAAAAAAACUAAAAAUAAAGGUGGAAGGAGAAAAAUUAAAAAAGAAUGAUUCAGCUGGUAAGGAAAAAGCUUGUAGCAGACUUAUCAAAAAUAACAACAUUAAGUCUGAAAGUGAUAAUUCUGAAGAUGAAAGAAGAGUGAACAAAGAGAAAAGAAAACGCAUCAGAAAGAAGUCAGUUGAGACAGAUGCUGUAAGGGAAGUGGAAAGACAAGUUUUUGGGAGCAGCUCUGACAGCGAGGAGGACGAAAGAAAUGAGACAACUAAAACCAAGAAGAGCAGCGACUCUGGGAGUGAAAGAACUGGAGACAGUGAAGGAGAAGAUGCUGCUAAUUCAUCUCUCAGAGAGAAGGAGGACAAUGAAAAGACAAAGAAAGUAGAGGUAACGCAGGAGGAGGUAGAGGAAGACUCUGACUCUUCCUCUCUUCCCUCACUGGAGGAUGAGGAAGAACAGCAGAAGGACAAGAAGGAGGAAAGACAGAAGAGUGUGAAGAAGAAGAAACGCAGUGAGGAGAAAGAGGGCACAGCGAGAGGAAAGGACGAGGAGAAUAAGUCAGUGUCCCGGCUGAAGCGAUACAUCGCCCUCUGUGGUGUGAGACGAAACUACAAGAAGCUUUUAGGCAACUGUCUAUCGAUAAAGGCCAAAGUGGCUGUGCUGAAGAAAGAGCUGGAAGAGCUGGGUGUGGAAGGACAGCCAACUAUAAACAAAUGUAAGAAAGCUCGACUGAAGAGAGAAGAAGCACAAGAAGUGGCAGAGUUAGACGUCAGCAACAUCAUCACCACUCAGGGACGUCCCAAAAGAAGAGCAGCAUCAGCGGUGUGGCCCACAUCUUCGAAUGUUUCUCCCCCCUCUCCUGUCUAUAAGCGUAUUGUGGACUCUGGCUCAGAUAGUGAGGACAACCACACAAACAGGGGGCGCAAGAAAGCAACAGCCUGGAGCAACCUGCAGGGAAUCAUCAGUGAUGAUGGAGAGAGUGAUUAAGUGCCUUUUAACUAAAGUUUGUGUGUACAGCAUUAUACAAUCAUUAAGUUCCCCGGCUUCCCAGUUCAUAACAAACUGUACAGAAAUAUUCAUUGACUCUGAUGACCUGUAAGACUGAAGCGUGCGUCCUCUCUUAUUGUAGGGUGUGUUUGGAUUUCAUUCCACUGAGUUAUUGUGUUUUCUAAUUGUUCAUUUGUACUUUAAAAAUUCAAGAUGUCCCAAAUGUGCAGAAAGAGUGUUUAAUACGAAAUAAAGUAUACUUUUUACAUUGUC
Molecule: messenger RNA, 1963 nt
Organism: Paramisgurnus dabryanus
Lineage: Eukaryota; Metazoa; Chordata; Actinopteri; Cypriniformes; Cobitidae
Source: RefSeq, a predicted model, not a curated record